AUGAGCCUUCAAAUAGUCAGAACAGUGGUGCCAAUAGCUUUGCAGUCAGGUGAUGCAUGCAGGGGGAAAAUUGAAAGUGCAGCUUGCUGUCUGCAUAUCCAACCAUCAAACCUUUUUGUAAUUCUCAACGCACUUCUCACGGUAUUUGCCCACAUAAUACCUUCCAUCAUGGACGAGGUCAAUGAACAUGUACUCAAAACUAUGCAAGAUUUACCAACAAUACGCAUCAUUAUUGACGUUCCUACCGAAAUUAUGAACCCAGAAAAUUAUUUGGAAUCAGCAUUCGAACUCGUUAAACCAUUUACGAACAGCUGGGAGAAAUACCACGGGGUGCGAAGAAUUGUCGUCGAUGUGUAUCCGCGACAUGCAUACAUUGUGAUCGACAUCAACAAUUUCUCUUAUGACUUCAAGCUGGCUCAUUUACAGACCUUCCCCAUUCCAGUCCACAUUCUACGUUUAUCAAGGAAAAGCAAGCAAUGGUACUUCUUUAGACGACAGUUGGAGGAUCGACGAGUCGCCAACGAUAUUGCAGAGUUGCACAGGUGUAACGGCCAAAACCAACCCCCUUUCUUUGCAGACCAUAUUCGAGGGUCUGUUUACCUUUCUCCCCGUACAACAUGA
This is a messenger RNA of Aspergillus luchuensis, 621 nucleotides long. RefSeq lists its product as uncharacterized. The record is from RefSeq and is a predicted model, not a curated record. Bases 1 to 621 code for a protein of 206 amino acids. The transcript has a single exon. NCBI's taxonomy places the organism in Eukaryota, Fungi, Ascomycota, Eurotiomycetes, Eurotiales, Aspergillaceae.